This is a messenger RNA of Brassicogethes aeneus, 429 nucleotides long. The record is from the annotation of a GenBank genome assembly. Lineage: Eukaryota; Metazoa; Arthropoda; Insecta; Coleoptera; Nitidulidae.
AUGGAAACACAGCUAGGAUAUUUUUUGUCUGCGGAAAUUAACGGAAUCGCAGGAAUCGACGAAGAUCUUAUACAAAGAUUUGCCAUUAUUUUGUAUGAUUACUCUCUGAUUACCAAAUCAAUAUUGAAUAUUUUAAAGAAUAUUGCUUGUCAACGGCCAGAAGAUUUAUCCAAUUGUACAAUUGUUAUUGGUGAAGCAAUAUUGCCAAUAGGUGAGCUAUCCGAGGAAGCACAAGAAGCAAAAGAUAAAGAUAUUAGAAAAUAUAGAGACGCGUUUACAACUAAAGUUAAUUUAAAAAGGUUAAGUUCCGAUAUCCGGCCUUUUAUAUUAAUACAUGAAAAUGAUGAUGGGAAUGAUGAUGAGAAUGAUGACGAGAAUGGUGAUAAGAAUGAUGACGAGAGUGAGGACGAUGAGGAAGUUAAAGGAUGA